This is a messenger RNA of Scleropages formosus (Asian bonytongue), 827 nucleotides long. It is a transcript of the gene crabp1a, whose product is annotated as cellular retinoic acid binding protein 1a. The transcript is spliced from 4 exons. Gene Ontology annotation, molecular function: lipid binding. The record is from RefSeq and is a predicted model, not a curated record. Bases 73 to 486 code for a protein of 137 amino acids. Lineage: Eukaryota; Metazoa; Chordata; Actinopteri; Osteoglossiformes; Osteoglossidae.
ACUCCACUCCACUCCCCACACACAGACACACACAUACACACACACACACAGACACACACAGAGCGCCACACGAUGCCCAACUUUGCCGGCACGUGGAAGAUGAAGAGCAGCGAGAAUUUCGACGAACUCCUCAAAGAGCUCGGCGUGAACGCCAUGCUGAGGAAGGUGGCCGUGGCGGCGGCCUCCAAGCCCCACGUGGAGAUCCGUCAGGACGGCGAGCAGUUCUACAUCAAGACGUCCACCACGGUGCGCACCACCGAGAUCAACUUCUGCAUCGGGGAGGAGUUCGACGAGGAGACCGUGGAUGGCAGGAAGUGCAAGAGUCUGGCCACCUGGGAGUCUGAGAACAAGAUGUACUGUAAGCAGACGUUGGUGGACGGGAAUGGCCCCAAAACUUACUGGACGAGAGAACUGAAGGGUGAUGAGCUCAUCUUGACUUUUGGGGCCGACGAUGUGGUGUGCACACGGAUUUACGUGCGAGAGUGAAGAAUCAGAGAGGGGCCUUGCCGAGGGCCCGGGAUGAGAUGUUCUGCUCACGUGUUGAUGUCCCACCCACUUCUCUUCUUCCCACCCCACUAUCCUAUUCCUGCACCCUCUUUCAAUCCAAGAUGAGAAGCUUUGAAGGUGUCAUGCAACAAUCCCAGUUGUCCCCCCCCCAAUGACCACACACUCCCACUCAGGCUGCUUCUGUGACUGUGAUUCUCUGUGCAAAUUUCCAUCUAGAUACCCUCACCAUCCCACCACCUUCAUGCACCCUCACAACACUCUCCCCUCUUUUUUGUAUGUUAGAUAGUUGUGGUGUGUCUGUGUUUCAAAUAAACAUGAAU